Aplysia californica (California sea hare) is the source of this 4742-nucleotide messenger RNA. RefSeq names its product coiled-coil domain-containing protein 158. Bases 177 to 4247 code for a protein of 1356 amino acids. NCBI's taxonomy places the organism in Eukaryota, Metazoa, Mollusca, Gastropoda, Aplysiida, Aplysiidae. The record is from RefSeq and is a predicted model, not a curated record. The transcript is spliced from 30 exons.
UGCGUGAGAAGAUGAAUGAAACUGAAAGCGGUGUUGACAAAAUACUGUGCUUCGUGUUCUGUUGAUGACUGCUCUUUAUCUAACGGUUUUAGAUUUCGGCUUGCAGAUUUGGAUUGUGCCUUACGUUGAUUUAAUGUGAUUGUUCCGAUACUUUGAUGGCUGGCUGAUGCCUGAAAAUGGAAACUGCGGAAUGCAUCACGCCUCGUAGUGCGACAGUGGUUGACGGCUCUGCUCAGUUGGCGUCCCCAGUAACGGUGUCAUGUCAACCUUUCGAUGGCAGUCCGACUUCAAAAUCUCAGGAGGGAAAUGUCACGCACUCUGUUACAUAUACUUCCGAAAGAUCAUUAUCUGACAAUCUGAAAAAGCCAUCGUCCUUUGAUUUUGCAGAGCAAAUAAGGAAGCUGGAAAUUGAGGGCAACAAGUUGAGAGCUGCCACCGUCUCUUCCCUAUCCAACAUCGGAUCUAUAGCUGGUUUCAACUUUGAUGUCAAUAGUAACAGUCAUGAGUCCGCCAAAUAUAACUCAGCAAACCUCGGCUGCAUCACACCACUUGUGGAUAUAUCUGCAGACCAGAAGGCAAUAUCAGAUCUCAGAACUCAGCUUGAUGUCCAGCGCCGUGAGACAGAACGUCUGCAGAAACAGCUGCUCGGUGACUUGCCCAGCUUCCAGUCCAUCUCUGGGGCGGCCCUCCCUCCCGUCCAAGGCAGCGCUGGUCACAACCUGAGCAGCAACAGCAGCAACAGCAACAACUUGAGCGGCAGCAGCUUGUUCCAGCAGGCGUUCAGUCCCAGCAAGGCGGCUUUCUCCACGAUAUCGAGCAACGAGUUAGCAGGCUCUUCCUUUCCUCGGAGGACUUAUGAUUACCAACCGCCAUCUCACCUGGAGCGGUCACUGAAAGAGUCUCAGGAGCAGGUGGUGGACCUGAGGAAACGCUUGCAGGAGGCCAGCGAUGCCUCUGACCAGCAGAAAAGACAGUUCCGAACGACCGUGGAAGAACUCAAGUCCAAGCUGCAUGACACAAUCCUGAACAGAGACACAGUCCUAGAGCUACGGCAAAAAGAGUCCAACGGUCAGGAGAUGUUGAUCAACAAACUGCAGUCUUCCCUGUCACAGCUACAGGAACAGUAUAAGGCUCAAGAAGAGGCAUUUGCCUCCACGACCCGUAAGCUGGACUCUCACCACCACACCACCCACGUACAAGACACGGCCUUGGCCUCCAUGAGAAACUUGCUGUCGGAGAGGGAGAAGCAGCGAGGCCGUGCCUACUUUGAGACAGACCCCGUGAUUGGUCAGAGCCCGGCCAUGUUGGUUCACUCCCUCGAGCGAUGUCUGCAGGAUGUGGAGCAUGAACUCACCGUGAAGAGCUACAGAGUCACUGAGCUGGAGACUGAGCUGGAAGAACAGAAGAAAUCAGUCGCUGAACGAGAGAAAAGCGUAGCCCGGGAAUAUCAGGAAAUAUUGAAACGAGAGGCUGAGGAUGCAGUGAGAAAAAUGGGAACUCUGACAGCUGAGCACGAGAAGAAACUGUCAGAAGUGAGCGAGUCUGGUGCUGGAGCGAGGCAGCGUGUGACAGAUCUACAGAGGGAGCUACAGGAACAGGACCAAGACCACCAGCGACAGCUGAAGACGAAGGACGAAGUGAUCAGAGAGCUGGAGGAGAAAGUGGAGGACUCGAGGACAGAGUCCAUGCAGGCACGGGCGCUCUGGCAGGAGAAGCUGAUUGAAACAAAACACAGUCAGGUCUCCACUGAGAGAUUGCGACAGGCACUAGAGUCCUCCCUGGAUGAGGUACAGAAAGAGCUGAUAGAAACGCGUGCUGAGAAAAACGAACUGGUGAGACAGGUGGCUGUGUUGGAAUCUAGGACGGAAGACUUGCAGUCACUGACGGACAGACAAGGACAGGAUCUGGAAACAGAACGGGAACGUGUUCGCAGUCAGCGAGAGAGGGAGGAGGAGCUCAGGGCUAAGGUCAUGAACCUGGAACUGCAGGCAACGCACAAACAAGGUGAGAUGGAGAGACUUGAACGAAUGUUGGAGGCUGUCAAACAGGAGUGUAGCGUGCAAGUCCUGGAUAAGGUGGCCAAUGUAGAGAAGCUCGAGCGAGAUCGCUAUGUGGACCAGAUCCAAUCUCUGUCAGCCCAACUGGCAACUGUGACGGAGAAGUGCCAUCGGGCCAAUGUGGACCACCAGAUGUCUUGCCAGGAGAUGGACACUCUGAGGUCGCAGGUCAUGGACUUGACCGAAAAGUUGGAGAAAGCCAGAUCACAGAUGGAGGUGGCGCUGUCAGAGAAGAACGAGCUGAUGGCCAAGAUCGGUGAUAACAGGGGCGACCUUGACCGGCUGGCCCGCGACAAGGAGAGUUAUGUCCAGCAAGCGGAGCAGAAGUCUCUGGAGGUCACGGAGCUCCGCGUGACCUUGGACAGGUUGAGGUCGCAGCUGGAGGAGAAGGAGAAGACUCUGUCCACGUUCCGCCAACAGUCCAGCAGCAUCACACAGCUCAUGGAGGUAAACACCAGAGCCAGUGACAACCUGCGGGAGGAGAGGGAGAAAAUGUCGGGCGAACUGGCGGAGAGAACGGCGGCCAUGGAGGAGCUGAAAGUGACGCAGGAGUCGCUGAGCAGGAAGGUCAAGGCCAAGGAGAGGCGUGUGAGGGAGCUGGAGGAGGAGACCCUGCACGUCACAGAGCAGCUGGCCACUAAGAGCCAGGAGCUAGAGCUGAUGCAGCAAGAACGCGACAGCGCCAUGUCGGAGCUGAGGGACUGUCGCAAGGAGGUGGCCAACACAGUUGCCAGUAAGGACGCCUUGAAGAAGGAACUCGCCAGGGUUAAGACGCUAAGGACGAAGGAAGUUUGUAAACUACAGACCAAACUCAAAGAGUCAGAGCAAGAGUUCCGCCUGUCACAGAAAGCUUUACGUAGCAAAGAUAUGGUGGACCAUAAAGCUGUGAGGUUUGCGGACAAGAUUCAGAAAGAGAUGACGGUGAAGAGAGGGGAGAUGGACCAGCUGCUGUCGCGGAUUCAUCGACUGGAGGAAAAGCUGGAGGCUGUCAACAAGGAGAAGGCAAUGGUGGAGAAGGACAAGGACAGCCUGAAGAAGUCUCUGGCCAAGUCGUUGCUGCACACACAGGGCCUGACGGAGGAGCUGCAGACCACACAGGCUCAGAACAUGGAGCUGGUCAAACGACUAGCCGCGCUGGAGGAUGAGAUGGACAAGGCUAACCAGAAGACGUCAGCUGCUAACGCACAGUUGGAGAAAUAUGAGCAGGAAAUGGCCACACAGAAACUGAGACAUCAGCUGGACCUUAAGGAGGCAGAGAGACACGGUGGCCUAGUUCCGGGAGUGACCGCUGUGUCGGCCAUGACAGGUUCGGGUUCGUCCCUCCCGUCCAGCGCCUCUGUGUGUGCCCGGGCGGAGCGGGCGGAGAGGGCGGAGCGGGCGGAGCGGGUGGAGCGGGCCGGCUUUGUGGGCAAGUCAGACAGUGUCAGUGUCAGGUCGUCAGCUCCGGUCAGCGUCAGUGGCGACAGUGACGUCAUGAAGAACAGCCUGGAGAUCAGAGAUGGUCGCCACCGUGACUACUCGGAGGUGGGGAGAGAACUCAAGUCGCUGCUCGGGGAGAUGAGGAGUCUUAUCUCGGGCCACAAGGAGGACAGACUCAGCGUCCACAACCUCUCGCCCCGUGAUGGACAGAAGGACGUACUCGGAGAGAAGAUAGACAGGGACAAGAACAGAAAGAAAUGGACUUCUUCUUCUCCACUUGGGAUACAAGACUUAGGGCCAGCAGGGAGAGUACAGCAGUACAGAGAGCCUCAGCCAGACACGGACGGGAACAAAUCGUGGGCGUCCAAAUCCUUGACCGACCUGGGAGACUUGUCUGACUUCUCUCUCUACAAAGAAUGGCGACCUCGCUCCCGCUCGAUGUCACGGCACCAGCAUUCCUUGACGGGUGACCUUGACACUUCACACAACACCAGCGUCAUGUCAAGGGGAGGUUACCAGGAUGUGUCGAGGCUCAGCCAGUCCACGGGAAGUCACAGGAAACCCGCAAGUGGUACCGGCGGCACCAGCCUCCUGACAGUCCCUGACACAUCUGAGCUGUGUCGUAGACUGGAGGAGAAGAUAGACAGCCUCACCCGCAUGGGAGGGAACCUGCAGAAGGAGAACAGAGAAAUGGCAGAGCUGAUCCAUCUUCAGGGAGAGAAACUGGACACGGUCAAACAGAUAGAGAGAAAGGCCAGGGAGAACAGAUGACAGACAAGUCAGGUGGAUAGAGAGAAGGAGGGAGAGAAAAAUGACAGACUGGACAAGAAGUGGUCACUGAUAUAUAUAUAGAUCUGAACUUGCAUAAAAAUGUACUGACUUCAUAGAAAUGGCGUUAAUGACUAGACUAGGUCUGUAGAGCUAAAACAAUGCUGGGAUCUGAACUUGCAUACAAAUGUACUGACUUCACAGAUGGCGCUCAUAUGACCUUAUGCAGUUGUGAGCGCCGUAAAACCUCUACUACUAAACUGACUCCACAGAAAUAGCAUUGAAGGCUAGACUAGGUCUAUAGCUUGGACAAAGAAGUUAAGCAAGUCACAAACUUUCCUGGCUUAAGGGAAGGAAGAAGAAUAGAGGCAAAGAUGGGGGACAGUGAGAAGGUGGCAGAAAGACAGAUGGAGAAAGGAUGUGAAAGAAAGAGAGAGACAAAAAGAAGAAAAGCAGAGGAAGGAGGAGAGACAGACAUACAAAGGAGAAAAAAAAAAA